Papaver somniferum (opium poppy) is the source of this 1028-nucleotide messenger RNA. RefSeq lists its product as uncharacterized. The coding region runs from base 51 to 671 and encodes 206 amino acids. The transcript is spliced from 2 exons. NCBI's taxonomy places the organism in Eukaryota, Viridiplantae, Streptophyta, Magnoliopsida, Ranunculales, Papaveraceae. The record is from RefSeq and is a predicted model, not a curated record.
CUCAUCAUCCCACAAAUCCCUUUUUUCUAUCUAACCUAAACGAAAUAACCAUGGGUUCUUCGCAACUAUUUCCAUCUGUCUUGUGUCUGAUCAUCAUAACAUUUUCCUCCACCAACAUUGCGGUAGCGCGUUCUCAUUUUGGGAAAGCAGUUCAAGAUUCAGGUACAAGCUGUCCUAUCACGGAUACAAACAGUACUACUACUACAGGUACGAGCUGUCCUAUAAUUCCCACAACCGAUACAAACAGUACUAGUGCUCCUAAUACAACUCCAACUUCCGAUACCAAUAGUAGUACUGCUACUCCUAAUACAACUCCAACUUCCGAUACCAACAGUACCACUACUACUACUACUACUCCUGAAACAAUUCCACCUACCGAAACAAACAGUACCGCUACUAUUCCAACUCCUACCGAAACUUUCCCAUGUCUGUCGAAGAAAAAGAUUUCUUCCAUUAAUUGCUUAACGAUGGCACAAGGAUAUUCUACCGACUGUGUAGCUCUCCCAAAUGUUGAUUCCGUUUCAUGUAGCCUACCUGCAAUGCCUUGUCUUUCACUUUCAGAUAUUAGGAAGCUUCCUUGUAUGCCACCUCAAGAUUCAUCAAGCGGUUCUUGUAUUUCACUUACAAAUGUCCCCAACGUUUGUUCACCAAAUAAUAUGCCAACACGUUAAGCACGUAUACCACCACUACUGCUGCAGCAGCAACAUGUGCUACUGCUCUUAUAUAUAUAUAUAUAUAUAUAUAUUUAUAAGUACAAUCACUAAAUAAAAGGUAUGGAUAAUACUUGGAGGGGUCUCUUGAUAUCUGCGAGUUACUUAUUAUCUACAAUUUCAAAAUAAAGCAAGGAGUUGAUGAGAUCAUAUCACUGCUCAUAUGAUUUCUUUUUUAUCUUGUUGUAAUCGAAAGCAUUCUAAUAAUGGCUUUGUGAUCAGUUGGUUACGUUACAGUUAUAGCUUAAUAUGAAGUCUGUAAUUCUAAUUGCUUUUGAUUAUCUUUCAAUAAUAGAACCCUUCUUUCAACUUAAUUAA